Trichophyton benhamiae CBS 112371 is the source of this 1461-nucleotide messenger RNA. Its product is annotated as COP9 subunit 3, putative. The record is from RefSeq and is a predicted model, not a curated record. The transcript has 5 exons. Gene Ontology annotation, cellular component: COP9 signalosome. NCBI's taxonomy places the organism in Eukaryota, Fungi, Ascomycota, Eurotiomycetes, Onygenales, Arthrodermataceae. Gene Ontology annotation, biological process: ubiquitin-dependent protein catabolic process. The coding region runs from base 1 to 1461 and encodes 486 amino acids.
AUGGCAACCCAGCUGCUGCUGUCGUUUCCACCUUCGGCGGAGGUAUCGGAUGCAGAGUAUGACAAGACAAUACGUUCAUUCUGUGUCAGUGUCAAAAAGCUAUCUUUAAGUGGUCUAGUCGGCUCAAACACAUCUGGACAGGGAAAUCAUCUUGAGAUACUGGACCCAGCCAUACACUCUGUGGCAUAUUUGCAUGUUCUUCUAGCAUGUCAUCAGAUUUCUCAGAAGUCUGAUAAAUCAUCCUUUCAGCCGGGCGGGGAAAGCUGGGAAAAAGCAUUAAUAUUCUUUGAGAAAUUUGACCCGGUCCAAGUCCGCUAUGCGGGGCGUGAAUUCACAAAGCUAGUUGAAAUCAUUGCAGUAAUUGCGAGCACUCCACAAAAGUCAUUGCUGGCCAUUCAGCCUCUCAAGAAUGCCUUGCUUCGGCUGGAUCCGUCAGGUUCAACCUUGACAGCAACUCAUACGUUGUUUGUGCGUACAUGUCUUAAAGCCAACGCUUGUCGUGCUGCGUUGCCAGUGUUAGAGAGAUCUAUCUUCCAUAUACCUACAUCGGUGGAUAGAACAUACCAUAAACGAGCGCAGAUACUACCCUGUGUCAAGGAUCAAUCUAGCUCUACAUUCAUUACGGAUUCCUCUGGUCUAGCGGGAAAGAUUACUCACCAGACUUAUCUUGAAUAUUAUCUAUACGGGGCUAUGAUAUACAUGAUUCGAAAGGAAUGGGAUGACGCUUUGAGGUUCCUGCACAUUGUUAUAGCUGCACCAGUCACUAAUACUGUCAGCAAGAUCAUGGUUGAAGCGUACAAGAAGUGGAUUCUAGUGCGUCUUUUGGCUAAGGGACAGGUCUCAGCUUUGCCACGGGGGAUACCUCCAUUUGCAGUGAAGAUAUAUAAGUCUCUCUGUAGACCUUAUGAAGCGCUUGCAGACAUAUUCCGCGACGGUACUCUGCAAAGAUUGGAAGCAGAAAUGUCCGUAGGAAUUGAUCUAUGGGAUCGGCAGGAUGGGAACGCCCACCUUGUAUACCAGCUCUCUGCUGCAUAUCGUCGGUUCUCUAUUUUGAAGCUGGAGAAGGCGUUUUCAGCGAUAUCAAUACCUGAGAUUGCAAACCGAGUCUCUUAUGAAUGCAGCUCUGCUCAAGAAUUAGAGGAGUAUAUCGCUUCACUGAUAGCAGAUGGUCAGUUAAACGCGCGACUUGUCCAGGCUGCGGACCCCUCUGGGCCUUCCGUACUUCGUUUUGGCAAGGAUAAUGCGGGCAUGGACAUGUCCGCAGAAGCUCAGCUCUCUGCAUCCCUCAUAAAGGAGAAGAACCGUAUCAAGGCCAUGAUAGACAAUGUUGCAAGAAUUGACGUGAGGCUUGAACUGGGAGAAGAUUACAUGGAGGGGUUAGUGAAAGCUCAGCGGAGGGCCAGCGCGAAGAAUAGAAACGCCACUACCUUCGACGAAGAUAUCAUGGCCACUUCCCGCUAG